UGAACAGUACUCAAAAAGUAUUAUAAAUAGAGCAUCCUCAAAGUGUCUUCUCACAAACUACUACAAAAUAUCUUCCUCUCAUAUCACUAGAGACCAAAGAUAAACUUAAACAUGGCAGAAACCCUUCGUUUGGCUGUUGCUGUUAUUGGAAAUGUUGCAUCAGUGUCACUUUAUGCUGCACCAAUUGUUACUUUCAAAAGGGUGAUAAGGAAAAAAAGCACUGAGGAAUUUUCAUGUAUUCCUUACACUAUAGGACUAUUGAACUGUCUCCUUUUCACUUGGUAUGGAUUGCCUAUUGUAAGUAACAAGUGGGAAAAUUUUCCUCUUGUCACUGUUAAUGGAGUUGGAAUUGUUUUGGAGCUAGCUUAUGUUCUCAUUUAUUUUUGGUAUUCUUCAUCCAAAGGAAAGGUGAAAGUAGCCAUGAUAGCUAUACCAAUUCUUCUAGUGUUCUGUGCCAUUGCUCUUGCAUCAGCUUUUGCCUUCCCUGAUCAUAGUCACAGAAAGCAACUUGUUGGUAGUGUAGGAUUGGGGGUGUCAAUAGCAAUGUAUGCUUCUCCUUUGGUUGUUAUGAAAAAAGUGAUACAAACAAAGAGUGUGGAAUUCAUGCCACUACCUUUAUCAUUGUGUUCAUUCUUGGCUAGUGUAUUGUGGCUUACUUAUGGACUUCUCAUUAGGGAUAUAUUCGUUGCGGGACCAAGUGUGAUUGGAACUCCCUUAGGAAUCCUCCAGCUGGUUCUCCACUGCAAAUAUUGGAAAAGAAAAGUUGUUAUUGAAGAACCAAACAAAGUAGAUCUUCCUAAGCUUGUAAGCUUAGAGAAUUUGGACUUGGAAAAGGGUGGUUUAGAAAAAGGGAACUUAGAAAAGAAUGUGACAACUUCUUAGGUGAUGAUGUGUAACAAUGUUCAAGACUUAAGAUUGGUGGCGAAGUCAAACACAAAAGUUUAGGGUGGCCGCCACUGUCUAAAAUGAAGAUUAAGAUUUUCACUAGUUUUUAUUAUGUUUUUUAUUAACCCUCAUCCCAAAAAAAAUUAAGUUAUGUUUUAUUAGUUAUAUAGCUAAUUAAUUUGCUAGUAGAUGUAUUAAUUCAUCACAUAAAUUGGAGUAUGGUUUCUAUUGUUUGUUCCUUUAAAGCUUUAUUUUCGUGGA
Medicago truncatula (barrel medic) is the source of this 1146-nucleotide messenger RNA. RefSeq names its product bidirectional sugar transporter SWEET3. Gene Ontology annotation, biological process: carbohydrate transport. The transcript has 6 exons. Gene Ontology annotation, molecular function: sugar transmembrane transporter activity. Bases 112 to 882 code for a protein of 256 amino acids. Gene Ontology annotation, cellular component: membrane. The record is from RefSeq and is a predicted model, not a curated record. NCBI's taxonomy places the organism in Eukaryota, Viridiplantae, Streptophyta, Magnoliopsida, Fabales, Fabaceae.